Molecule: messenger RNA, 723 nt
Organism: Lotus japonicus
Lineage: Eukaryota; Viridiplantae; Streptophyta; Magnoliopsida; Fabales; Fabaceae
Product: protein SOSEKI 5-like
Exons: 3
Coding region: 1-723 (240 amino acids)
Source: RefSeq, a predicted model, not a curated record
AUGGGAACCAAAUUAGCAGGAAGGAAAGAGCUUCCCAUGGAGAGGAAAACAUUAGAAAAGGAGGCAAGUCAUGUGAGCUUCAAAGAGCACAAAGUUGCAGUAAUAUACUACCUUUCUCGAAAUGGCAAUCUUGAGCAUCCACAUCUCAUGGAGGUGUCAAUCUCUUGUCCUCAGGGAACUUUAUGUCUCAAAGAUGUGCUAAAUAGAUUGAGUUAUCUCCGAGGACAUGGAAUGGCUAAUAUGUACUCUUGGUCCACAAAAAGGAGUUACAAAAACGGGUUUGUGUGGCAAGAUUUGUCAGAGAAUGAUUUCAUUUCCCCAAGUAAUGGCCAUGAAUAUGUCCUCAAAGGAACACAACUCCUGGAAACAUCUUUGAGCUUCCGAUCCUAUGAAACAACAUCAACACCAAGCUCCAAAAGUUCUAAUGAAACAAACAAUUCUAACACUGAUGAUUCAGAGUCCCCUGCCACCAUCAAGGGGAGGAGCCAGUCAUUCAACUCGCUUGAUUACAAGCUUUUCAAGGCAAAGACAUGCAUAGAGUUUUCUGCAGGGAGAGCGGCGAAUGCUUCGACUCAGACCGAGGAGAAGAAAGGUUGCAAAAAGAUUGAAGGGUGUGAAGGAAAUGAAGGAUUGAAAGGGAGAAACUUGAAGGCUGUGAAGGAAAUGAAAGGAGGGUUAUGGCAUUGGCUUCGCAGAUAUCAGAAACCAAGAGAUGGAGAAUGA